AUGAAAACUCUAACGUUACCACCGCCACUUCCGCCGGUGUCUAGUCCCGAUGUUGGUUCAGGAAAUGCUUUACAAUUACCUCCGAUGUUUCAUCAUCCUGCCAUGCCGCCACCGCCCGGCUUGCUACAUAUUUUGAUGUCUGCCGAAAAAUGUCAGGAAACCACCGCUAGGCUUCUAUUCAUGGCUGUCCGAUGGGUGAGAUGUCUGGCACCAUUCCAAACUCUUAGUAAACACGAUCAACUGUUAUUAUUACAAGAAUCGUGGAAGGAACUAUUUUUGUUACACUUAGCUCAAUGGUCUGUGCCGUGGGAUCUUUCUGCGUUACUAGGAUGCCCGCAAGCUAGAGAAAGAUUACCAACCGAUCUGCAUACUGCCACUGAAAUCAAAACCAUUCAGGAGAUUAUGUGCCGUUUUAGACAAAUAUCACCAGAUGGCAGUGAAUGUGGAUGUAUGAAAGCCAUUUUACUAUUUACUCCAGAAACAGCCGGUCUCUGUGAUGUCCAACCAGUGGAAAUGCUCCAGGACCAAGCUCAAUGUAUCCUAGGCGAUUACGUAAGGACGAGAUAUCCUCGACAACCUACUAGAUUUGGCAGAUUGUUACUUUUAGUUCCUAGUUUGAGGGCCAUACGAUCGAUAACCGUAGAAUUGCUAUUUUUUAAGGAAACCAUAGGAGAAAUUCCGAUUACACAGUUGUUGGGUGAUAUGUAUUAUAUGGAAAAAUGUGCUAGUAAUCCCUAAAUUAAUACUUUUAUUAAAAAAAAAAAAAAGUUUGUGUGUUUUUUAAACCACAAUUAUUUAUGACGAAG
Molecule: messenger RNA, 806 nt
Organism: Psylliodes chrysocephalus
Lineage: Eukaryota; Metazoa; Arthropoda; Insecta; Coleoptera; Chrysomelidae
Source: the annotation of a GenBank genome assembly